AUGCCUUCCUUCUUCGCCGCCGGAGACGGGGGAAACACCACCAUGACCGCUACCACCCCCGCCAUCGAGACCGCCAACCCCAGCAAGGGCCGCUUCAGCCUCUUCAAGAAGAAGAGCAAGACCGCCGAGCCCGCCCCGCUGCAGCUCCCCCCCUCGCUGCCCCCUCUGCAGCAAGUGGCUCCCCUGACACCUCCGCCGGCCGAGGAAGCACCGGUACCGGCCCCGACCCCGAAGCCGAAAAAUGUCACCAAGAAAUCAUCCACCGACAUCGACGACGAGCUUAGAAGGCACUUGCAGCGUGAAGGGUAUGCGUUUCUGGCCUUUUCCGAUCCGGCCAAGGCCGCCGCGCACUCCAACGAGUCGCCGGCCGAGCCCGCCGCCGGCGGAGUGAAGGACGUGGUGGACCCGGCCGAGAGCAGUCGGAGCCAUGGAACCCUGUUGAAGGAUGCGGUGGAUCUGAUGGAGAAGAAGAAGAGUCUGGAAACAACACGCCCGACGCUCAGGAGCUUGACUCCCCCCGCGAACACCGUUGUUCCUCAGUCGGCACCGCCGCAGGUGGCGAAGGCUCCGGUCGUUUUGGCUGCACCGCAGCCGAAUGUGUUGAAGGCUCCUGCUGCUGCUGCUGCUCGGGUGGAGAAUGUCUUUCCGAAACGGGUGGAAAGUGUUGCGGGUGCUGCAGGUGCUGCAUUCACUCAGGUUCCUGCGGCUCCCGGUCCAAGUAUAUCCGGCGUUGGUGGUGGACUGCGAACGACUGCGUCGAGGAUGGCGGAGAAGAGGCCAUCGUCAUCACGACCACCGAUGCCGCAGCAACAGCAACCUUCGGAAGGGAGCAUCAUGGACAGGAAGAUUGUCAGGAAGUCCUCGGAUCAGAGCAACAAGGAUAGCGGAAAGGACGUGGAUAGCCAUAGGAGUGCGGGUCCCAGUCAGAGGCCGUCUCCGGUAUACCCAGUGGAGCCUCCGAUUGGUGCUACAGCCCAAAGGAGUGCGGGUCCGAGCCGAAGAUCAUCGCCGGUAUACCCGGAGGAGCCAUCGGUCAGUGCUACAGCACGAAAGAUGGUGACCGAGUCGCCGGCAAUGGCACGAUUCGCCCAGGAGGCGUCGAUGCAGGAUGUGGACCCACGGAUACACAAGAACCGGAGGUCCGGCAGCCAUGCCGAUCAGCGACAGUCGAGACACGGCCCGACACCGGAGCAGAUGCGAUAUUCGACUUCGGGUCCGAGCCGCGAGUACAACCAGGAUCAGCAGUAUGCGCCACGGCCUUCGCGCAACAGCAGGCAGGGAUAUCAGCUGUCGAUGAACCCCGAGACCCGGACCCAGACCCCCGCCAUGAGCGACGAGGAGAGACGGCAAUCGGACACCAGCGCCGACGAGAGCCCGCGGCGGAACCUUCCGAUCCCCGUGAUGCUGUCGCCGGGUGACUACACGAGCACCCUGAACCGGCUCCAGCUGAACUGUGAGAUUGCGCACCGCCAAACCGUCAUAUCGUCGAACCUGCAUCAUCGCAUCAUCUGCAUGGUCUGUCGGACCGACGCGUCCAGCGAACGAUGGUCCUGCUCGUACUGCGCGCUGCGAUUCUGUUCGAGGUGCAAAUCGGAAUUCUCGGCCGGAACAGCCUUCGACGAAGUCCUGAAGAAGGCAGCGAGUGAGGAUUGGCGGUCACAGCCGGCUCCCCCAAUCACGCCGGCUCGUGGCCCGGGAAAGAACAUCGCCUGGGAGCUGGCGUGCGUGCUGGAAGCCGGAGGCCGAUUGGCCGGAUACGGAUACGGAAUGCGGCAACCCCCAGACGGCCGACGACCACCGCCUCCGAUGCGAAGGCGUUCGCCGGUUCACAACAGCGGCGGAGAGCGCUCGCCAGUCCAUCGCAGCGGCAAGUCUUCGCCGGAACAGCGGGUCCGGUCGAGCAGCAACCAGCCGCCGAGCCCGACCUACUCCGUGGACCGCGUCAAGACGUCGUCGAGAAGCAGCAGCAGCCACCGCUACGCCGAAGGCGCUGUCUCCCCCGACUCGUCGUUCGAGGAUGCGGCGGCGGGUUACAAUAGGGACAGGAAGAGACGCUCGGCGAGUAGGGCCGUCAAGGAUGGGAGGAACUCGGGCCGCUGCUCGCCCGGUCUUACUAAUGGCACCGCGGCGGAGCAGAGGAGGGCGUUGUUGGGGGUGGGACUAUAUUGA
Molecule: messenger RNA, 2169 nt
Organism: Tricharina praecox
Lineage: Eukaryota; Fungi; Ascomycota; Pezizomycetes; Pezizales; Pyronemataceae
Exons: 1
Coding region: 1-2169 (722 amino acids)
Source: RefSeq, a predicted model, not a curated record